Messenger RNA from Phialemonium atrogriseum, 837 nucleotides. Its product is annotated as DUF408 domain protein. The transcript has a single exon. Gene Ontology annotation, cellular component: cytoplasm; nucleus. Bases 1 to 837 code for a protein of 278 amino acids. The record is from RefSeq and is a predicted model, not a curated record. Gene Ontology annotation, molecular function: RNA polymerase II CTD heptapeptide repeat phosphatase activity; RNA polymerase core enzyme binding. Lineage: Eukaryota; Fungi; Ascomycota; Sordariomycetes; Cephalothecales; Cephalothecaceae.
AUGGUAUCUGAACCGAAGAAGCCCAAGGGCAUCCUCAAGGAGCGCAGGGACCCCGCCCCACCAGCGUCAUCCUCGACCCCACCAAAGACCAAAGCCGAGUUUGAGCGAAUCGCCCUGCAGCACGCGAGGAUCAUAGAACAGCGGAAGGAGAUCCAGACGGACGUGUUCGAGGCCAUCGACGCGCUAACCGAGUUUCCCCCGGCCCACAACGGCGGAGCCGUCUUCCCAGCCUCUCGCCCCGCGCCGGCCGACGUGGCGCGGUUCGUGGAGCUGGUCCGCCUCUUCCAGCCGGGCGACUACGACGACCUGAUCGAGGAGCGCAACAUCCUGGGCCGGUGCGGCUACGCGCUGUGCCCGAACCCGCGGCGCGCCCUCCCCGGCGGCGGCGAGUUCCGGUUCGUGAACAAGAACAGGGACGACUUCGGCAUCGUCCGCCGCGCCGAGCUGGAGCGGUGGUGCGCCGAUCAGUGCGCCCGCAGGGCCCUGUACAUCAAGGUGCAGCUCAACGAGACGCCGGCGUGGGAGCGCGUAGGCCUGCCCAACCUACACAUCGAGCUACUGGAGGAGGACCGGGCCGAGAGUGACCCCGACGCAGAACUUGCGCGAGAUCUGAGCCGGCUGAAGCUGGAGCAGGAUCGAAAGGCCGCCGAGGACUCGGCUGCGCUCGCGCUGGAGCGCGGCGAUGCGGCCAAACCGUCCCCGCGCAGGCCCUUGAAGGUCACGAUCCGGGAGAAGACUGUGACCACGGAGGCAACACCGCCAGAGAUACAGUCGUCCGCGCCAGACCAGGACGGCCACUUGAUUCUCGAGGGUCAUAAGACGCAAUUUGGACAAUGA